AUGAGCCUCCAGUCCCCACCCAGACUCCUGGAGCUGGCUGAACGGAGUCUGCUGAGGGACCAGGCCUUGGCCAUCCUCACCCCAGAGGAUCUGCCUAGGGAGCUCUUUCCACGACUGUUCAUGGAGGCCUUCACCAGGAGAUGCUACGAGACCCCGAAAAGGAUGGUGCAGGCCUGGCCUUUCGUCCACCCCCCUCUGUGGACGUCCCUGAUGAAGUUGCCUCAUUUGGAGACCCUGCAAGCUGUGCUGGAGGGCCUUGGUGCACUGCUUGCCCAGAAGGUUUGCCCCAGUUGGUGGAAACUACAAGUUCUGGACUUAUGUCAUGUAACUGAGAACUUUGGAGCCCCUGCAGCCUCCCCAGAGGCCCUGAGGAAGAGACAAACAGCAGAGAACUGUCCAGCGGGCAGGCAGCAGCCCUUGACAGUGCUCCUAGACCUUUGCUUCAAGAACGGGACGCUGGAUGAAUGCCUCACCCACCUCUUUGGCAUUGCAGAGUGGGGCAAGCAGAGACAAGGCUUACUACACGUGCACUGCAAGGAGCUGCAGCUUUUUGGAAUGUCCACCCACAGUGUCAUAGAGGUCCUGAACCGGGUGGGGCUAGACUCUCUCGAGGGUGAAGUGUGCUGCCCCUGGGAGCUCUCCAUUCUUGUAAGCUUUGCCCCUUACCUGGGCCAGAUGAGGAACCUCUGUAAACUUGUUCUCUUUAACAUCUAUGUCUCUGCCUGCCUUCCCCCAGACAAGAAGGAACAGUACGUCACCCAGCUCACCUCUCAGUUCCUCAAGCUGGACUACUGCCAGAAGCUUUAUGUGCACUCUGUCUCCUUCCUCGAAGGCCACCUGGACCAGCUGCUCAGGUGACUCCGGGUCCCCUUGGAGAUGGUCAUAAUGACUGACUGCCCGCUGUCAGAUUCGAACUUGAAGCAUCUCUCUUGGUGCCCGAGCAUCCGUCAGCUAAAGGAGCUGGACCUGAGGGGCAUCACACUGACCCAUUUCAGCUCUGAGCUCCUUACAGUUCUGCUAGACCAAGUUGCAGCCACCCUGCAGACCCUGGACUUAGAGGACUGUGGGAUCAUGGACUCCCAAUUCAGUGUCAUUCUGCCUGCCCUGAGCCACUGCUCCCUGCUUGGCACCUUCAGCUUCUGUGGGAACCUCAUCUCCAUGGCCGCCCUGGAGAACCUGCUACGCCACAUCGUCGGGCUGAGAAAGCUAAGCCUGGGGCUGUAUCCUGCCCCUCUGCAGAGUUAUGACACCCAGGGUGCUCUCUGCUGGGGGAGAUUUGCUCCUGGGGCCGAGCUGAGGAAGACACUGAGGGACUUAAAGCAGCCCAAGAUCACUGUCUUCAGCACCAUCCCCUACCUUCACUGUGGCGUCAGGGCCUCUUGUGAUCUGGAGCCCAGUCACUGCCUCUGUUGAAUGCCUGCCCAUCAGGGGGGAUAGAUUUCAAGCUUUCUUCUGGUGAUUUGGGAACUGACACCCAGGCCAUG
Molecule: messenger RNA, 1484 nt
Organism: Sapajus apella (tufted capuchin)
Lineage: Eukaryota; Metazoa; Chordata; Mammalia; Primates; Cebidae
Gene: PRAMEF12
Product: PRAME family member 12
Biological process (GO): negative regulation of apoptotic process; positive regulation of cell population proliferation; negative regulation of DNA-templated transcription
Cellular component (GO): cytoplasm
Source: RefSeq, a predicted model, not a curated record